CCUAAAUGGCUAAAUUUAUUACUCCUCUGUUUUUUUUAACAGCUUCGCGCCUGGCUGGCUGGCUGGCUCUCUCUCUCUGAAACGCGAAAUCGAAUUGUAGUUCUAGCUCGGAUCCAAAUAUCAUCUCUCUACACAGGGAAGGGGUUAUUUUUGCAAUUUUUGGUAUGUGAAACAUCUCCAGAUUUUUCUUGGGGAUAUUUUUUCAAAAAGAUGAUUUGGAUUUGGAUUUGGGUGAUUUUUUUGCGGGGAUAGGUGAGGAAGAGACAAUGGAUCUUGAUUUGAACCAAGAAUCUUUGGAGCCUUCGCAGGGUUCAAUGUUAGGGUUAGGUUCUUUCAUUAAUGAACUAGAAACUGCUCAUGGGCGCAUUGAUGAACGUAUCAGACGACUUGAAGCGGUCACCUCCAGCACUAGGGGGCACCAGACGCGGAGACAACCAGAAAGUACUGAUCAAGUAGUGGACAUUCCUGUGGUCUCUGCUGCACCUGAAGUUCGGGAUGGUAAUGGACCAAUUACUGCAGAGGACAGUGCCUUUGUUCAAGAAAGAAUGGUUACAAAUGGAAGAAAUGGAAAACAUUAUGGCACUACUUUUUUGAUAGCUAAGGCAUUGGCUACAGAUAUGGAUGAUAGGAAGGCAGAAAAUGAUGGCAGUGGAUUUUUUGAUUGUAAUAUAUGCUUGGACAUUCCAAAAGAUCCUAUACUGACAUGUUGUGGGCAUUUGUUUUGUUGGCCGUGCUUCUAUCAGUUGUCAUAUGCUUACUCAAAUGUGAAGGAAUGCCCUGCAUGUAAUGGAGAGGUGACAGACACUGGCGUUACUCCUAUUUAUGGAAAUGGGAAUGGUGAUGAUACCUCCAGUUCCAAGUUGGCGGAGUCAGGCUUCAUGGUCCCUCCUAGGCCUUGUGCCAACAGGGCUGAGGCUUUGAGGAAGCAACUUAUCAGUCGGGGCACAUUUUCUGCUCAAGUGGAGCUAACGGUCCAGGAAGAAAAUAUUGUUGAUGCAGUGCAGGAACGAAUUCAUCAACAAGAGGAUCUUAUUGGCGAACAUGUCCCUGGUGAAAGAACUCGUGAAACAGCUGAUGAAAUUGGCUCUACAGUUCCCCCUUCUGCUUCGUAUACGUCAAGCCCAGUGGCUGCUGCUACUGCUGCACACAUUGUUGUGGACAACCAUGCAACAAACACCGUAGAAAUCAAUGGAAGUGCUGCAAUGUCUUCAUCUUCCAGGAUACAAACUCAUAUUCUGGCAACCUCAGGUCUAAAGAAUGCAAUAAGAGUCCAUUCAAAUUUCCCAUCUUCUUCACCUUCCAUUAUACAAACUGAUUUACUGACAGUUUCAGAUAUGGAAAACGCAAUGAGAAUUAGUUCCAAUUUUGCACCUUCAUCUUCAAGGAGAAGAACUGAAGCAGGACUUUCAGAUAUGGAUGGUGGAGUUUCCCAUGAACCUAGAAGGAGAAGGACUGAAUAAAUGUAGCUCCAGAAGCAAAGAUUAAUUGAUACAGACGUUUCAAUCUAAUGUGGGAAUCCAGUGUCCAACGUUGAAGCACAUGUUGUCAAUCCAUGUGAUGGGUGCCAACAUUGGGAGCAACCAUCAUCUCACCCUACAAAUCACCACACUAAUCCGUGACAGAUGUAGAGAUUGUUGACUCUGUCACUGCACAUUGGAGCUUUCUUUUCUUCAAGAAUUGUGGAUGUUUUUCUUCUUUUAUGGAGCAUACUUACACCUUCCGGGAAAGCGUUCCCAUAACACCAAGAUUGGGCCAUAUAACUGGUAAGUGAAUGAACUGCUUUUUUCAGUGAUAUAACAGAAUGAUGGCUGGAAGGAGACUUUUUUCUUUUUCUGCUGGUUAUAUUGUAUUAUUGUUCAUGUAUACAUUACUUGCUAACUGCAUGAUAGGCCACAAUCUACAAAACAAUUCUUUUCUUUGAAUGUGGGAUUCAAUUCCUCCUGGGUGUCAAUUUAUAUAUGGGUGUAAUUUAAUGGCAAUGUUUCUGUUACAACA
Molecule: messenger RNA, 1995 nt
Organism: Tripterygium wilfordii
Lineage: Eukaryota; Viridiplantae; Streptophyta; Magnoliopsida; Celastrales; Celastraceae
Exons: 2
Coding region: 267-1460 (397 amino acids)
Biological process (GO): ubiquitin-dependent protein catabolic process
Cellular component (GO): endoplasmic reticulum
Molecular function (GO): ubiquitin-like protein conjugating enzyme binding; ubiquitin protein ligase activity
Source: RefSeq, a predicted model, not a curated record